Messenger RNA from Tricharina praecox, 1670 nucleotides. Its product is annotated as type I 3-dehydroquinase-domain-containing protein. The transcript has 2 exons. Gene Ontology annotation, cellular component: cytoplasm. Gene Ontology annotation, biological process: shikimate metabolic process; chorismate biosynthetic process. Bases 109 to 1572 code for a protein of 487 amino acids. The record is from RefSeq and is a predicted model, not a curated record. Gene Ontology annotation, molecular function: 3-dehydroquinate dehydratase activity; shikimate 3-dehydrogenase (NADP+) activity. Lineage: Eukaryota; Fungi; Ascomycota; Pezizomycetes; Pezizales; Pyronemataceae.
CUCCGCCAGAACUACGCCGCCGGGGAAAAGACCUACAUCCUUACCCUCACCUUCCCGUCCAUCGAAGAUUCCCUACCGCACCUUACACGGCUGAGCUAUGGUACCGACAUGUGGGAGCUCCGCGCCGACCUCCUCAGCUCUACCUCGCCGGCGUUUGUCUCGCAGCAGAUCAGUUUGCUGAGGGCAAACUCGGAGCUGCCGAUACUGUUCACCGUGCGGACGGUUAGCCAAGGAGGGAAAUUCCCGGAUGAGAUGGCUGUGGAGGCCCUGGAGCUGCUACAGCUAGCUGUGGAGGCUGGGUGCGACUAUGUCGAUGUCGAGACGAGCUGGCCGGUAGAGGCCGUCGAUAAGCUGCGGCAGAACAAGGCGGAUACAAUCCUCGUGGCGAGUUGGACGGACCCCACCGGGGCCAUCAGGUUGGAGGAUGCAGUCCUGCAGGAGAAAUACAUCCAGGCGGAGAAGAUUGGAGACAUAGUGAUGCUCAGCAUCCUAGCCACAACCGAAUACGACUCCCACGAGCUGGCACUAUUCCUCCGCGACCACCGACAAAAGCACCACAAGCCACUGAUCGCCAUGGGAUUGGGCACGCACGGGCAACUCUCACGAGUAGUCAGCCCAGUCUCAUUCAUUACGCACGCGCUCCUUCCGGGCGCCGGCGCCCCGGGGCAGAUGAGUCUCGCGCAGAUCCAGCAGAGCAUGCACCUUCUGGGGCAGCUGCCGGCACGGAAUUUUUUCAUAUUCGGCAACAACAUAGCGCACUCGCUUUCACCAACACUUCACAACACGGCCUUCACGGAGCUGGGGCUUCCGCACCACUACAGCAUCCACGAGACCUUCGCCGUGGACGAGGGCGUGCGCGAGAUCAUGAGCCGCCCGGACUUCGGCGGUGCAUCCGUCACCUUCCCGCACAAGCUGCAGAUCGGCCAGUUCCUGCAGACCGAGUCAGCCGUUGCGCGUCUCAUCGGCGCGGUCAACACCGUGCUGGUGCGCACGGGGAAAGACGGGUCCCGCCAGCUCGUCGGCGACAACACCGACUGGCUGGGGAUCAAGUCCUGCAUCGAGGUGAACUGGCCGGACGGUGGAACGGUCACCGCGCGCGCCGCAAUCGUGAUCGGCGCUGGCGGCGCCUCCCGCGCUGCGUGCUACGCCGUCCAACAACUCGGCGUAAAGACGCUCUACAUGAUCAACCGCACGCGCGCCAAGGCCGAAGCGCUGGCGGAGGACUUCCCCGCGCUCACGUUCGUGCACUACAGCAGCUUUGCGGAGUUCCCUGCGGCGGGCGCGGACCCCGCACCGAGUAUCAUUGUUGGCUGUGUUCCCGCCGAUGACUUCGUCGAGGAGGAUAUUCCGUCCGCGAUGUUUGCCGCGGUCGAGAACGGCGUGCUGGUCGAAAUGGCGUAUCGCCCCCUGGAAACGGCCCUGAUGAAACGGGGAAAGAGGUUCAACGGGUGGAAGAUCACCCGUGGCGUCGAUGUCCUCAAGGAACAGGCUUAUCAUCAGUUCCACAUGUGGACCGGACGUAGGGCACCCAAGAGGGUUAUGGCGCAGGCGGUGGAUGCGAAGGUUGGAUAACUAAGCUUUAGAUAGAGGGAUCACGUGUGUAUUUGUAUAUAUGUAGCUCUGCGGCCGGAAAUCAAGCUCGUCGUUGAAUUCAUCACGUUACGUGUGUG